Penicillium cinerascens is the source of this 759-nucleotide messenger RNA. RefSeq lists its product as uncharacterized. The transcript is spliced from 4 exons. NCBI's taxonomy places the organism in Eukaryota, Fungi, Ascomycota, Eurotiomycetes, Eurotiales, Aspergillaceae. The coding region runs from base 1 to 759 and encodes 252 amino acids. The record is from RefSeq and is a predicted model, not a curated record.
AUGUUGUUGUCUGAACGUACGUUCCUUACGUCGCUUGAAAAUAAGAAUAGGAAACUCGCCAUCACUACCACGACCCCCGAGGGUUCUGUGUUGUCAACCUGGGUUCUAGGUAAUUAUCUCUCGGGGCAGGAUAUGAAAUACACGGAAGACGAAGUCAAAGGCGCAACAAGGCAUUUGAUUUCAUACACUUGGGCCUCGUUUGCGUGUCACCUUGAUGGCGAUGAGAACAAGAAGGCAAUUGUUCGUAUUCACUGUCAAGUUCCGCAUAUCGGUACCGAAUUGGACACCGUGGAAGAAAAGCGCACUCAGGUCGACGGCAGGGAGCGCGGGACGAAUAUAGAGUUAUCCGCACUGCAAAAUCUCCAGGAUUCAGGCGUUGUACCACGUCUUCUUGCUUGGCAACAAGGAAAGCAAGGGGAUGACGGGCCUGUUCCUGGCGGCUUCGUCGACCACAUCGUCUGGGAAAAGGUCCCCGGCGAGUCUCUCAACGACAAAACAUUCUGGGAGUUUAGCCUAGAGAAGCGAAAUAUCAUUCGCGAACAAUUCCGCAUCGCUUACCUAAAGGUUGCUCGCCUCGGUCUCCGGCAGAGAUUAAUGGGGGAGUCAAAGAUCAUCUGGGAUGAUGAUACCGAGACCUUACAUCUUGCUGGUUUCCGAAUUGCCGUCGAGAUCGACCCCACAGAGGAAUGGUCUGACGAGAUAUUCGUCAGUGGAUAUGGUGAUGAUGGAAUGCAGCCUCUAGCUCGCAAGAAAUAUUGA